Messenger RNA from Plectropomus leopardus (leopard coralgrouper), 956 nucleotides. RefSeq names its product transmembrane protein 69-like. NCBI's taxonomy places the organism in Eukaryota, Metazoa, Chordata, Actinopteri, Perciformes, Serranidae. The record is from RefSeq and is a predicted model, not a curated record.
UUUAAUCGAGCAUCGAUAAAAUGGCAGCUUGCAAACGACCUUUAGUUUAGCCAGUAAUCGCAAACUUUUAUAACAACCAACUCCGUGUAAUUGUGUCUGGAGUGGCCGUGGCAAACCAUUUAAUGACAAAAAAUUAAAGGGUAACGUUUAGAUUGAAAAUGAGUAGAUUUGCAUCUGGAAGACGCAUCAUUUCUGGGGUUCCAGUAUGGAGAUGUCUUCAGCAGAUAACCAGAGCACCAAACUACACAACAAAAGCUCAGCCACUGUUUGGCCCUCAAACCUCCUCGGUGCUAAUGCCAUGUAGACUACCUCCUACCAACAGGUUGUUGAGUAUCAGGCCUGUGAGCUGGUCUGCCUCACGCCUCUGCCACGGGAAUUCACGAGGCACCACAGAGAGCAACAACAGCAAAGAGGGUUUCAGUUUGAGGGCCCUCACCCAGGCUCCCAAACCAGCUCUCUACCUCGGUGUCUCUGGGCUCAUCCCGUUCGUGUCUGCCCCUCUCCUGAUGGCUGCCACACAGUCCUUCUACCCUGAACUUGCGUAUGCUCAAGUGGUCUACGGAGCCUCCAUAGUCUCCUUCCUUGGAGGUGCCCGCUGGGGGUUUGCCAUCCCUGCUGGAAGUCCUGCUCAGCCUGACUGGAUGAACUUGGGCAACAGUGUGGUGCCUUCACUUCUGGCCUGGCUGGCACUGCUCUGCAGGGACAAUAUUACAGAGGGAGCCCUGGUAGUUAUCAUGGGACUGGGUCUCUCUCUGCACUAUGACCUGACCCUGCUGCCUGGCUACCCCUCCUGGUUCAAAGCCAUGCGCACCCUCCUCACUCUGGUCGCCACCUUCUCACUGGUGGCUACUUUGACAAUUAAAAAAUACUGCACAGAGAAGAAGAUCAAAGAGAUUCAGACCUGACUGAUGAGGACAGUUUGUACUUUGAGCCACUUAAUAAAAAUGUAAAAUUCA